Hibiscus syriacus is the source of this 1712-nucleotide messenger RNA. Its product is annotated as purple acid phosphatase 15-like. The record is from RefSeq and is a predicted model, not a curated record. NCBI's taxonomy places the organism in Eukaryota, Viridiplantae, Streptophyta, Magnoliopsida, Malvales, Malvaceae. Gene Ontology annotation, molecular function: metal ion binding; acid phosphatase activity. The transcript has 7 exons. Bases 59 to 1684 code for a protein of 541 amino acids.
UCGUCAGCUGCUUCCUUUUGUUUCUCUAUAAGAUCUUUGCUUUUUUGAGGUUUAAGAUAUGAGGUUAGUUCCUUUGUUCAUCGUUGCAGUAUUUGUUUCGGUUGUAAUGCGAAGCAGUUUUGUUAAUGGGGAAGCGAUUCCAAGUACAGCUGAUGGACCUUUCAAGCCCGUAACGGUCCCUCUCGAUAAGAGUUUCCGAGGACAUGCCAUCGAUUUGCCCGAAGACGAUCCUCGGAUUCAAAGGACCGCCACAGGCUGGGAGCCUGAGCAAAUCUCGGUGUCUCUUUCUUCAAACCAUGACUCGGCAUGGAUUUCUUGGAUUACAGGAGAAUUUCAAAUAGGAGAAAAUAUAAAAGAAUGGGAUCCAAAAGCAGUGGGAAGCAUUGUAAGAUAUGGGAAGUGGAGAUCUGCAAUGACAAGUAAAGCAAUAGGCCACUCUUCGGUUUAUAGCCAACUUUAUUCUUUCAAAGGCCUCCAAAACUAUACCUCUGGAAUUAUUCAUCACGUUAGACUUACUGGUUUGAAACCCAACACCUUAUACUACUAUCAAUGUGGAGACCCUUCAAUCCCAGCAAUGAGCGAUGUACACUAUUUCAGGACAAUGCCGGCCUCUGGUCCGAGGAGUUAUCCGGCAAGAAUCGCAAUCAUCGGAGACUUGGGGCUUACCUAUAAUACGACUUCAACAAUCGAUCACCUGAUGAGCAACAAUCCCGACCUCGUGUUGUUAAUCGGCGAUGCAAGCUACGCAAACUUGUAUCUCACCAAUGGCACCGGUGCCGACUGCUACUCUUGCUCUUUUCCUGAUACCCCUAUCCAUGAAACUUAUCAGCCUCGUUGGGAUUACUGGGGAAGAUUUAUGCAACCUCUGGUGUCUAAAGUUCCCUUGAUGAUGGUAGAAGGGAACCAUGAAAUCGAAGAACAGAUCGAGAACAAGACAUUCGCGGCUUAUAGUGCUCGAUUCGCGUUUCCAUCUGAAGAGAGUGGAUCGUCAUCAACGUUCUACUAUUCUUUCAAUGCCGGUGGCAUUCAUUUCGUGAUGCUCGGUGGCUACGCUGAUUACAACAAAUCAGGGGAUCAAUACCGGUGGUUGAAGACGGACCUUGCGAAAGUCGAUAGAAAAGUGACGCCAUGGUUGGUUGCGACAUGGCAUCCUCCAUGGUACAGCACAUACACUGCACACUAUAGAGAAGCAGAAUGUAUGAGAGUAGCAAUGGAGGAUUUGUUAUACAAAUAUGGAGUUGACAUUAUCUUCAAUGGACAUGUUCAUGCCUAUGAGAGGUCGAACCGGGUGUAUAAUUACAACUUGGAUCCUUGCGGUCUAGUUCAUAUCACAAUUGGUGAUGGCGGCAACCGAGAGAAAAUGGCGAUCACACAUGCCAAAGAACCCGGGAAUUGUCCGGAACCGUCAACGACUCCGGAUAAAUUCAUGGGUGGAUACUGUGCGUUUAACUUCACAUCGGGUCCGGCAACUGGAAAAUUCUGUUGGGACAGGCAGCCUGAUUAUAGUGCAUAUAGAGAAAGCAGCUUUGGCCAUGGAAUCCUAGAGGUGAAGAAUGAGACUCAUGCUUUGUGGACAUGGCACCGCAAUCAAGAUGCUUACGGGACUGUUGGCGAUAUGGUUUAUAUUGUAAGGCAACCUGUUAGAUGCCCUGUUGAACCUGAGAUGAUUAAACUCAAAGUCUGAGACUUAAUCAUCCGAUUUGUUAAUAAUA